AUUCGACCUGCCAAUCUAGUCAUGCUGUUCACUGAUGUCGGCCAGUGGAUAUCGCAGCGCGUGAGAUCGCUCUUCGUGACUCCGCCAGGCUUAGGCGCAUUCACCCUUCCUGUCGAAAUUAUCCUGAUGAUCUCCUCACAUUUGGACAUUACCUCGAGACUUUCUCUCGCUUUGACUUGCCGAACCCUCUUCCUUGUGUGCUUCCCCAAAUACUUGACCCUGCACCCGGUAGAAAAAGAAGAGCUGUUACUGCUAAUUGAAAGAGACUUAUCGACUUAUUACUUCUGUCACUUUUGCGUAAAGCUCCAUCGUUGGCACGGAAGCUGGACUAGAUCGAUGAAUAUGCGGGACUCUCUCCCGUGCCCAGGAGAACCGGGAACGACUUUGUUCCAUCCCUCUGGCCAUUAUAUCCCUUACUAUCAUGCGCGUUUAGUCAUGAACCGGAAUCUCUAUGGACCCAAGUACGGUCCUUCUCUUCGCAGUCUCGAGCACCGGAAUAGGUCGCAUCAUACCUCCGACAGAGUCAUCAAGGCCAGUUCAAGAUAUGGGCAUAUCGUUGACAAUCAGCUGUUGCUUCUAUGCAUCACGUCAUAUUCGCAUUCAAAUGGCAAUGCAGCUUUACUCAGAAAACACAUCAACCAUUUCCGAUACUCGGUGUGUAGACACAUCACCGUAGCACCCGGUAGUCCAGACCACGGUCCAGUCGGAGUUCCAGAGUUAGCCGAACCCAAAACCGCCUCGAGCCACUUCUCGCCUUGCAGUCAGGGGCUUGGAUCCUGCUCAAUCUGCUUGACAGACUACACCGUCGAUGUAACGUGGCAAGAUGACCGGAGAGGCUACUUGAUCACUCUGUCGAUUUACAACCAACUGGGUGACUGUCGAUCGCCAUCUGCUUGGGAGUGGCGCACUAUGGCCAGUCCAUAUGCGUCUAGAGACGAAAUUCUUCGGAAAGACCGGUCAGUGGAAUACGGGCUUGGUUGUGUCCGAGAUCGAUGGAAUAGAGCUACGGGUGUUGUUGCAGAAGCCAAAGGUGACUGGGUACCACUUCCCAGAAUGUUAGCCGAAUCGCGUGGGGAGCACUGA
Molecule: messenger RNA, 1083 nt
Organism: Boeremia exigua
Lineage: Eukaryota; Fungi; Ascomycota; Dothideomycetes; Pleosporales; Didymellaceae
Exons: 1
Molecular function (GO): protein binding
Source: RefSeq, a predicted model, not a curated record